Daldinia childiae is the source of this 1164-nucleotide messenger RNA. Its product is annotated as Galactose/lactose metabolism regulatory protein GAL80. Gene Ontology annotation, molecular function: nucleotide binding. NCBI's taxonomy places the organism in Eukaryota, Fungi, Ascomycota, Sordariomycetes, Xylariales, Hypoxylaceae. Bases 1 to 1164 code for a protein of 387 amino acids. The record is from RefSeq and is a predicted model, not a curated record. The transcript has a single exon.
AUGGCACCUAUCCGUGUUGCACUCAUCGGUCUCUCCUCGUCUGCAAAGACCUCCUGGGCCGCCCAGGGUCACUUGCCGUAUCUUUUAUCACCUCGAGGCAAAUGUCACUAUGAGAUUGUUGCACUCCUUAACUCGAGCGUUGAGUCUGCAGAAGCUGCGAGAAAGCACUUUUUGCUUCCUUCGGAUGUGAGGACUUAUGGCGACCCAAAUGACUUGGCCUUAGAUCCGGAUGUCGACUUUGUCGUCUGUUGCACCCGAGUCGAUACUCAUAGCUUGACGGCAGAGCCAUCGUUGCGAGCCGGAAAAGCUGUCUAUAUAGAGUGGCCCCUCGUAGAGAAUUGCGAGGAAGCCGUUGCUUUGACGGCUAACAAACGUCUAGAUAAUAGCAUCAUUGGGCUUCAGGGGCGCGUUUCGCCUAUAGUCCUCAAACUUAAAGAGAUCCUCAAGUCGGGUCGAAUAGGCCGAGUAUUGAGUAGCGACAUUCGUGCCUACGGUAAUCUCUUACCUAGGGAUUCGCUACCGGAAGGCCUUUCGUAUUUCGCAAACAGGAAUAUUGGGGGCAAUCCCAUCACUAUUGCUUACGGGCAUACUAUCGACUACGUCCACGAAGUUCUCGGGGAGUUUUCCUCGUUUAAAAGUCGAAUGCAGAUACAGCGACCAGUCGUCGCGGUUCUGGGUAAGGAUGGGACUCAGAUCAAGAAGAUAGAAAGCGACGUACCUGAUUUUUUGGUUGUUCAUGGGAAGCUAGCUAAGGGCAAGGCAGACAUUGCGGAGGAUGCUACAUUAUCUAUUACGUACAGGAGCGGACAGCAAUUCAAGGGAACUCCAGGAUUCUUAUGGACGAUUAACGGCGAAGUAGGCGAGAUUAUGGUGACCGCGAAUGGCGCAUACGUACACUCUGAUUCUUAUAGAGAGCCUAUCAAGAUCAAGAUCCACGAUCAUGCUUCGGACGAGGUGAUUGAUGUAGAGUGGGACUGGGAAGACUGGCAAAAGGAACUCCCAUAUCGUUCUAGGAUCGUGGCGGAAUUGUACGAAAGGUAUGCGCGUUGGUGGUAUAAUGGAAGGCCUACCGGUGAUCUCUCGGAGAUGGAUUGGCCUCGGUUACAUGAUGCUGUUGUGAGAAUGAAGGAGAUAGAUAAGGUCUUUAAACAGUAUGAUGCGUAA